AUGAUUAUUAUGAUUCCAAUACUUAAUCGAUUACCAAUAUUUGGAAAAAGACGUAUUGAUACGUGUAGGCAACUUAUAAAAAAUAUUGCUCUGCAAAUGAUAAAUCAACGAAAACAUGAUUUGACAAGAGCAACUUGUAAAAGAUCCGAUUUACUAGAUCUACUUUUGACAGCACAUGGUGAGAAUAAAGAACAAAAAUUUACCGACGAUGAAGUUUCAGAUGAAGCAAUUACUUUUAGUAAAACAGCAAUUGUUGACAAUACUCUUGUAGCUAGUGAUGGUAAACAGAUUUAUAUUCCAAAAGGAACUGAUGUUAUGAUACAUUUGAAUAUUAUGAAUAGUUCAGAGAAGUAUUGGGAUGAACCAAAUAAAUUCAAUCCGGCAAGAUUUCUUGAAGGCCACUCACCCGUGACAUUUCCAUUUGGACUUGGACCCCGUACAUGUAUUGGACAGAAUUUUGCUGUGCUAGAAUCAAUCAUCAUAUUAGCAUUGUUGCUGCAUCGUUUUCAUUUUGAACUAGUACCAGGUCAAAAAAUUGUCCUAAGUAGUGCCGGUCUAGCCAGACCUAAACAUGGCGUAUCAAUGCGAAUCUGGCCACGAUAA
This is a messenger RNA of Rotaria sp. Silwood1, 603 nucleotides long. Lineage: Eukaryota; Metazoa; Rotifera; Eurotatoria; Philodinida; Philodinidae. The record is from the annotation of a GenBank genome assembly.